AUGGGAGAAAUUAGAGGGAAAGUGGGUGAGAAAGACGAUGGGUUGGAGUUGGGGUUGGGAUUAGGAUUAGGUUUGGGUUUGGGCUUGGGGCGUGAUGGGAGUCGAAGUUCUGUGAAAGUAAGUCCCAUGCACAACCCUUCACAGUUGGUGGAAAAACACAAGGGUUCUUGGAAUGAGAUGUUUCAGUUACCUGGUCGAUGUUUGAGCAUCAGCGGAAAGAGGAGCGAGAGAUCAGAGCCAAACAGAGAAGAAAAUAAGGCUGAGAGGGCUUCGUGCUCUCGUGAGAGCGACAAGGAAGAUGGCAGCUGCGGCGACCCAUCAAGAAAGAAACUCAAGCUGUCAAAGGAGCAGUCUUUGGUUCUGGAGGAGACCUUCAAAGAGCACAAUACCCUUCGCAUCUUAUUCCCUCGUUAA
Messenger RNA from Carya illinoinensis, 414 nucleotides. RefSeq names its product homeobox-leucine zipper protein ATHB-4-like. Bases 1 to 414 code for a protein of 137 amino acids. NCBI's taxonomy places the organism in Eukaryota, Viridiplantae, Streptophyta, Magnoliopsida, Fagales, Juglandaceae. The transcript has 2 exons. The record is from RefSeq and is a predicted model, not a curated record.